AUGUACAUUAAAUUUAUAGCUCGUGUUGCAGUUAAAGUAAGAGCAAAGCAAGGAGUAGAUAAAAAUCUCGACCUACAAAAUGAAACAAGUAAGGAAAAGCAUCAAUCUGUUUAUGGUUUUUCUGAUUAUAAAUUUACAGAUGAUUUGGAAUUAAAAAGUCUUUACGGUAGUGAAGAAAAUAAACGAAAACAAGAAAAUUUUCUUACCCGAUGA
Clunio marinus is the source of this 213-nucleotide messenger RNA. The record is from the annotation of a GenBank genome assembly. NCBI's taxonomy places the organism in Eukaryota, Metazoa, Arthropoda, Insecta, Diptera, Chironomidae.